Schistosoma turkestanicum is the source of this 705-nucleotide messenger RNA. NCBI's taxonomy places the organism in Eukaryota, Metazoa, Platyhelminthes, Trematoda, Strigeidida, Schistosomatidae. The record is from the annotation of a GenBank genome assembly.
AUGUCUGGUCUCGCUGCUCGUUUCUUGCGUAGUGCUUGCUUAACAUUUGCGAGCAGAAGGAUCCAUAUUUUAAGUAAACCGAACACUGUUAAAUGCCUAACUACUUCAACCCGGUUCUUCUCAUCUCAAGCCGACCGUCAAUUCAACCAAAUUCUGACCAAUGAAAUACAAGAAGAGAAAGAAAAUGCUUUCACAUGCAGCCCUCCCAAGGGGUUUAAAGUAGUGGAAACCAAUGGAUCCGAAGUCGUUAUACGCAAGGAGUAUCCUGAUGGCCUCUUUGUCGACAUUGAUAUUAAUUUGGCUGGCAGUAUUUACCCUGGUGCUUCAGAGGAUUCUGAGAAUCCAGAAGAUGCGGCUACUCUAGAGGCUCGCCCUGAGUUUCGUAUCAAACUCACUAAAUCUAGUGGGCGAAGUUUAACUUUCAACUGCAGUUUUCCGGGACCUGAGCUUACAAAAGAUUUCUCCGAAGAUGAUCCGAAUUACCCCACUUAUUCCGUUGAUUCUAUUGGAAUGGAACGCGUCCCGGGCUAUUUCGUGUACACUGACUUGCUCGAUGAAAAAAUGUUUGACCAUUCAAUAAAGUUGCUGUUAGAGCGCGGACUAGACGCAGACUUUCAACAAGAAUUGCAAGACUUUUGUACUUCAGAGGAGCACAAAUUGUAUCUGAAAUUUCUGGAUGAAUUCCAAAAAUAUUGCAAGGAAUAA